AUGAUCGAUAUGAUUGAUUUUAAUAUUAAUAAUAAUAAUAAUAAUAGUGAAGAUUAUGGAUAUAAGAUUGAAUAUAAAUUAUUUAAUUCGAUCAAGAGUGACUUGGGUUUAGAGUUGAUUCUAGAGUGUAUGGUGUCAGCUGGUUCGAUUGACGAACAACAAUCAAAUAGUAUUACUAUGGAUCAAGCGAUUUCAACUCUAUUGGAUCAUGUUAGAGAAUUGGGUAUUGAAUGUUUCAUCAGACGACUCUCUGAAGAUGUUCUCUAUGAGUGUUGUUCACUGCUGUCACUGACCGCAUCAAACUCUGACAACAUCGAACUCGCUCAGCAACAAUUGGAAUCGACAUUCAAAUCCGAUUCACUCUCCAACAUAUUCCAUAAUCUUACAACACAUAUAUUAAAGAGAUUCUGUCAAUGUUUAGGUAUUAUUGAUAAGAAUAUCAAUAACAAUAACAAUAGCAACAACAACAACAAUAUUAAUAAUAAUAAUAAUACAACAAAAAGUAAUAUAUUAGUUACAUCUACACCAAAUAUUCAGAUAUUAGAUAAUACAGCUGUUAUUACAACACAUACAACCAAAUCAAGUUUUCAUCAAUAUAGUAAUAAUAGUAAACCAAAUGCUGAUGACGCAGUCAUUGAUAACAGUAACUUUAGAAACAUAGUUACUUUGUUGAUAGAUGAGAUUACAUUGUCUGGUUUAGAGAAUUUGUUUUAUCUUCAAUCAAAGUCAACUCUUGAAAAUCUUUAUAAAACUUUGGAAAUUAAAGGAGAAUAUCCAAAUAGAAUAAAAGAUGUUAUUACAAAACUGACAUUUAGAAUAUUCAACAGAGAUUUGGCAAUACAAGAUGGUACAUUAACACCUAAAUCUUCAUCAUCUGAAAGAGAGGAUAAUGGUGGCAGUAGUGCUGUUAGAGUUGGAAACAAGUCUAAAGCGACAACAACUAAUAUAACUGCUACUCCUACAGCAAAUACUACUACUGAUCAGAAAGAAGAAUACAAUAUUAGAAAUGAAGAUGACUCUGGAGAUGACGACGAUUAUUGGUCUUCACCUACUAUUCCUACCACUCAAAUCGAUUUCAAACGUGUCAUUGAAGCAGGUGAACAAACAGAUGAAGAAGAUAAAGAUAUUGACACGCCACCAGAGAAAAGACCAACCAUCAAAGAUAUCAAAGAAGGUGUUACCAAAGAUACAUUAGAAAGAAUGUUUGUAAAAGAUUUAAGAAAUUGGUUGAAAUCAAAGAAAUUAAAGUAUAGUGAAAGAAAGAAUUUAUUGGUUUCGAGAAUAUUAAAGACAUUGGAAGGUGAAAUAGCAACUGAAGAGAGUGAAGUUGAGACAUCUGCUGCUGAAAAAAGAAAGAAAGAUACCCCUGCAACCGGAAGAAAAAUAAAGAAAGCAAAAAGUUAA
Messenger RNA from Heterostelium album PN500, 1404 nucleotides. RefSeq names its product SAP DNA-binding domain-containing protein. The transcript is spliced from 4 exons. The record is from RefSeq and is a predicted model, not a curated record. NCBI's taxonomy places the organism in Eukaryota, Evosea, Eumycetozoa, Acytosteliales, Acytosteliaceae. Bases 1 to 1404 code for a protein of 467 amino acids.